Molecule: messenger RNA, 3434 nt
Organism: Taeniopygia guttata (zebra finch)
Lineage: Eukaryota; Metazoa; Chordata; Aves; Passeriformes; Estrildidae
Gene: KIF18A
Product: kinesin family member 18A
Biological process (GO): microtubule-based movement
Molecular function (GO): ATP binding; microtubule motor activity; microtubule binding
Source: RefSeq, a predicted model, not a curated record
GAAGGCGAGGAGCGCGGCCUGGCCGGGUUUGAAUCCCGCGGCCGGCGGAUGGCGGUUGGUGCUGGUGCGGCCGCGGGGAGAGCGGGAGCGAGCCCGGAACGGCCGAGGGCACGGCCCGAAAGGAUUCAGCUGCUAGAUCUGACCGAGUACUGGCAGUGAGGCUGGGGAGCAGGAGGAAUGACUCCAGCCAUGGAAGAAGAUGUCUGCAGCCACGUCAAAGUGGUGGUCCGUGUCCGGCCAGAGAGCCAGAAAGAAAAGCAGGGCAGCUUCAGCAGGGUGGUGCGUGUCAUUGACCAGCACGUGAUGGUCUUUGACCCAGAGGAGGAGGAGGUUGACUUCUUCAGCAGGAGGAGAGUGGUCCAUAGGGAUAUUAAUAAAAGACAAAGGAAAGACCUGAAGUUCAUGUUUGAUGCCAUUUUUGAUGACAGCUCAUCCCAGUUGGAAGUUUUUGAGCAUACUACCAAAAAUCUAAUUGAGGGCUUCCUAAAUGGAUAUAACUGUACAGUGCUUGCAUAUGGUGCAACAGGAGCUGGAAAGACUCACACAAUGUUAGGUUCUCCUGAAGAUCCUGGAGUCAUGUAUUUAACUAUGGUCACACUUUAUAAACGCAUGGAUCAAAUAAAAGAUGAUAAAACAUGUGACGUUGCUGUCUCUUAUUUAGAGGUUUACAAUGAACAGAUUCGUGAUCUCCUGGUCAACUCUGGACCUCUGGCUGUUCGUGAGGAUGGCCAGCAAGGGGUGGUAGUUCAAGGUCUGACACUGCAUCAGCCUAAAUCAGCAGAGGAGAUCCUUCAGAUGCUGGAUUAUGGAAACAAAAAUAGAACCCAGCAUCCCACAGAUGUGAAUGCCUCCUCUUCCCGGUCCCAUGCUGUCUUUCAGAUUUACCUUCGGCAGCAAGACAAAACAGCUAGCAUUAAUCAAAACAUCCGUAUUGCCAAAAUGUCUCUCAUUGACCUGGCAGGGUCUGAACGUGCCAAUGCAACCAGUGCCAAGGGGGCUCGUUUUGUGGAAGGAACAAAUAUUAACCGGUCCCUGCUGGCUCUUGGAAAUGUCAUUAAUGCCCUGGCAGAUCCAAAGAGCAAGAAACACAUUCCUUAUCGAAACAGCAAACUUACUCGUUUAUUGAAGGAUUCUCUUGGAGGAAACUGCAGAACAAUAAUGAUAGCUGCUAUUAGCCCAUCUUCUUUGUUUUAUGAUGAUACCUAUAAUACUCUGAAGUAUGCAAACCGAGCAAAGGAUAUCAAGUCUUCUUUGAAGAGCAACGUUAUUAGUUUGGACAGUCACAUAAGCCAGUAUGCUAAAAUUUGCAAGGAACAAAAGAAAGAGAUCCUAAUGCUGAAGGAGAAACUGAGAGAAUACGAAGAAAAGCAAGCAAGCAUUCCUGAAAAUCAUAAUACUGCAGAACAUUCAAACAACCAGCGAAUGGAAAUAGAAAGGUACAAAGAAAUACUUAAAAAUGUUUUUGCAAACCGUGAGGAAAUCAGAAAAGAGUACCUCAGUGUGGAAAAGAAACUGAAAGAAAAUAUACUAAAGAAAUAUUACCAGAAUCAGUGUCAUGAACAAAUUCAACUGAUGUGCUCUGAAGAAAGAGUAGAAAAGGCCGCUUGCAAGCGGGAUCUAAGGCUUUCAGCACUUAACAGCCACUAUGUACUCAUGCAGAAGAAGAAAGAAGAGCAGACCAAUCUUUUUGAGGAAAACACCAAAUGGCUGCACCGUGUUGAAAAUGAAAUGCACCUCCUGGGUCAAGAUGGGUGCAUCCCAAAAGAACUUUAUCAAGAUCUGCAAUAUUGCCAUUUAAACCUAGAAGUUCAGGCCCUUAAAGCCCAGAUUGAGCACAUGUUGACUCUGGUGUCCCUUCAAGAUCAGUAUAAUAAGCAAACAGAAAAAGUACUAAAUACUGCACUUCCAGUGCUUCGCAAGCAAUAUCUGAUGUUGAAAGAAGCUGGCUUGACAAAUGACUUAAGUGAGACUGAAUAUGCAGAGGUUGAGCAGCUGAUUCAAAGACAAAAAUCUGUAGCUUGGGCUGACCAGGCUGAAGAAAAGAAUCAAAAUCAAAACCAUGGAGUAGAAAUGUCAGCUAUCUUUUCCUUCCCACAGCUUGUGAGCAGACCAAACACCCCAUGCAGCACCUCUUUUGGUACACCAUCACAAGAACGGAAUGACAAUACACAGGUGUUAGUAUACACAGAACAACCACAGAAGAGAACCAGGAGGAAGCUGAUGGACUCUCCAGUGGUAGCUCCAAGUCCACCUCCCUCCAGCCACAGCAGCUUGCAGCACCUGGAGGAUUCUCUUGCCAAGGAGGUCUACCCUCUAGUCUAUACUCCAGACUCGUGCAGAAAGGCUGUGCAGAGCUGCUCUGCUCAGGCUGUGGUGGAGGAGGCUUUGCACCUGGCAGGCCUGGGGGCAGUCAGUGCUUGCAGUACAUAUGUGCCAGCCAGGAGGGGCAGCAUUAUGGACACCACGUGUGAUGUGAUCCCCGAGAGCCACGAGGCUGUCAUGAACUCCACUAUCAUUCUCUAUGAAGGUACAGAUGAAACAUCUGAAAUGUCUGCUUAUGCAACUGGGAAGGAGUCACAGCCAUGCAGCAACAGCAUUGUGCAAAGACUUGAUCUUUCUUCCUUAAGAAACAAAAAUUCUGCUCCAGUAUUUGAGAAGCCUUCAUAUAUGGCAAUGACUUCGGCUGCUCAGAGAAAAAGAAAGAUAUUAAGCUCCACCUCGAACACGAACACGAUGCUGGGCAGCCUGCAAGACCCGGUUUCUGCCAAGCGCUCUCGGCAGGACGUGCCGUUAAGCCACGCAGUCCUGCGAGUUCCCCAGGUGGCUGGAAUUAAAAUGAAGACCAGGAAGCAAGAACAGAAUAUGCCAAGGAACUUCGUUAGAAGCCUUUCUCAAGGAAGAGUCGCACUGGAUGUUAAAUCAAGGACAUCAAAAAAUCUUUUACUUUGUGUUUCCAAGAAAAAAAAUAUGAUUUAGUUCUGUGUUCACCCCUAUUUCAAGCAGGAUUGAUGGAUAGCAAAUGUGAAUAGAGUGAAUUGUGAUUUCCUCUUGUAGAUAGUUUUGAGAGUUUCGGGAUGGAAAUCUUAACAAAAAUUAUUUUGACCCUCUAAAUUAUUUUCAUUGGACUAGCUUCCUUUUGUUAAAAUAGAUUUUCAUUUGGAAGCAAGUUAGGCAGAUGCUAAUACUAGAACAUGUUCAUGUUUAGCACUACAAUGCCUUAGAUGUUCUUAGAUUGUUAGCAUCUAUGGAUGACAUACAGAGUUCCAAGAGACAGAAAAAUAUUUCCAAAAGGGUUGUUUUCAUUUUUUCUGUCUUUCUGGUUUUUAGUCUGUUACUUGGUUGUAAAUGUUCCUGCUCUGUUUUUUCAAUUUAAUUCAUCUUUAAAUAUGUUUCUAUUAAUUACUUCAAAUAAAGUCUAAUACUAUUAAGAGCAA